GAUAUACAGUAGUGAGUUUUUCUUUUGUAUGGGAGACAGAAGAGCCUGGCACAAACUUUAGUAGAAGACCAUCCUGAUUUACUGAUGCCUGGACUAGGUAGAUUACGCGUUGCUGUCAUCGGGGCAGGUGCAGCAGGACUCUGCGCUGCACGCCAUCUUCUGUCCCGUCCCGAUCUCUUCGCUCCACCUGUUGUUUACGAGCUGACCCAAUGUGUUGGGGGCACCUGGGUGUAUGAGGAACAGGUGGGCACAUAUAAGAAUGGCAUGCCCAUCUACAGCAGCAUGUACCGGGAUCUCAGAACAAAUAUCCCAAAAGAGGUGAUGUCAUUUCCUGAUUUCCCCUUCGAAAGCCACCUUCCCUCUUUUGUCCAUCAUACAGAGGUCCGAAAGUAUUUGGAGAAAUACUGCGACCACUUUAAAAUCAGGGAUCACAUCCAGUUUGAGACAACAGUGGAUGUCGUUGUACCCGUGGGGGUAGAAAAUGGAUGGCAAGGCUUAGCUUGGGAUGUCACCACCAGCGAUGGCAUCGAUCCAAGCACCGCUGUCGAGAGUCGCUUUGAUGCUGUCAUGGUGUGCAAUGGACACUUCUUUGAACCUUACAUUCCAGCAAUCCCUGAUCUGGAGAAGUUCACAGGGACAGUGAUGCACAGCCACACCUAUCGCAGUGCAGAGCCUUUUGCUGGGAAGUCAGUAGUAGUACUUGGAGCGGGCCUUUCUGGCCUGGACAUCGCUCUGGAGCUCUCCAGUGCCAAUGCAGAGGUGGUGUUGAGCCAUGGCCAGAAGCCCCUGAAAGGCCCCCUUCCCCCUGGUGUGCAGCAGUCGCCCCCUGUGUCCAAAGUCCUCGACGAUGGAACCCUGGAGUUUCAGGACGGGAGCCAUGCCCGGCCCGAUGUGUUCCUGAUUUGCACUGGGUACAAUUUCACCUUUCCCUUCCUGGAUAAGCAAGUAGGCCUGAAGGUGAAGGAGCACUUGGUGUCCCCGCUCUAUAAGUUCCUGAUACCCCCAGCGUUCCCAUCACUCUUCAUUGUGGGCGUCUGCAGAGCCAUCUGCCCUUUUCCGCAUUUCCACAUUCAGACCCAGUUCAUCCUGUCUGUGCUGGAUGGCUCUUUCCCUCUCCCCUCACAAGAGGAGAUGGAGAAGGAUAUAGAGCUUGACGAAGACGCCCGUCGUGCCAGGGGCAUCGCCACACGCCACAUCUUGAAGCUUGACUCAGAACAGUGGGCCUACAAUGAUGAGCUGGCUCGUCUUGCUGGCUUUCAGCCACUUCCUCCAUACUGGAGCAACCUGUACGAGUCCAACAAGGUGUUCCGCUCCCAGGACAUGCUCAACUACAAGACCUACAACUACAAAGUGCUCAGCCAGGAGGAAUGGACGGUGCAAGGGCCACAGGGGCAGUCUCUUCCCAAACCACUGCUGUAA
This is a messenger RNA of Clupea harengus (Atlantic herring), 1419 nucleotides long. RefSeq lists its product as uncharacterized. NCBI's taxonomy places the organism in Eukaryota, Metazoa, Chordata, Actinopteri, Clupeiformes, Clupeidae. Gene Ontology annotation, molecular function: N,N-dimethylaniline monooxygenase activity; NADP binding; flavin adenine dinucleotide binding. The record is from RefSeq and is a predicted model, not a curated record.